ACGGCGCCGUAAAGCAGCUCGGCAGAGCAGACGGCUGCGGUUCCUGGUGAGACCCUACCCACCCCCCUGCCCGCGCCGGGCCUAGUCCGCUCCCCGGCCCCUUCCCCGCGGGCGUGUGGGUCCCGGGCUGGGGUCUCGGCGUCCGCGAGCCCGAGCCCGCUCGCUUCGGCCCCCCUCAGGAGGCUGCGAGGAGGGUGGGUUUCUCCCCAGUGUAGAGGGUGGCGGCGGCAUGGAGGCGCGCUUCACGCGCGGGAAGUCGGCGCUGCUGGAGCGCGCGCUGGCGCGGCCGCGCACCGAGGUAAGCCUGAGCGCCUUCGCACUGCUGUUCUCCGAGCUGGUACAGCACUGCCAGAGCCGCGUCUUCUCCGUGGCCGAGCUGCAGGCGCGCCUGGCCGCGCUGGGCCGCCAGGUGGGCGCGCGCGUGCUGGAUGCGCUGGUGGCGCGCGAAAAGGGUGCCCGGCGUGAGACCAAGGUGCUAGGCGCGUUGCUCUUCGUCAAAGGCGCCGUGUGGAAGGCGCUCUUCGGCAAGGAGGCGGACAAGCUGGAGCAGGCCAACGAUGACGCGCGCACCUUCUACAUCAUCGAGCGCGAGCCGCUCAUCAACACCUACAUCUCCGUGCCCAAGGAGAACAGCACGCUCAACUGCGCCAGCUUCACGGCGGGCAUCGUGGAGGCGGUGCUCACACACAGCGGCUUCCCUGCCAAGGUCACGGCGCACUGGCACAAGGGCACCACGCUCAUGAUCAAGUUCGAGGAGGCAGUCAUCGCUCGAGACCGGGCCCUGGAGGGCCGCUGACCCUGCCGGAGAUAAAGGAUACAGAGAGCCCCUC
Messenger RNA from Pan troglodytes (chimpanzee), 830 nucleotides. It is a transcript of the gene TRAPPC5, whose product is annotated as trafficking protein particle complex subunit 5. The transcript has 2 exons. NCBI's taxonomy places the organism in Eukaryota, Metazoa, Chordata, Mammalia, Primates, Hominidae. The record is from RefSeq and is a predicted model, not a curated record. Gene Ontology annotation, biological process: endoplasmic reticulum to Golgi vesicle-mediated transport. Bases 230 to 796 code for a protein of 188 amino acids. Gene Ontology annotation, cellular component: TRAPPIII protein complex; TRAPPI protein complex; TRAPPII protein complex.